ACUCUCCGUAUAGAGUAAAGCUCGGCUCCUGCGUCAGGACACAGCACAAGGAAGGAGACGGGAAAGGCCAGACGAAAAGUAAAAAUCAGCCUUUAAGCGCGUCGGGAAUGGCGGAGGAGCGGAGUGAUCCUCCAGCCGAGCGGCACAUGUGAGCCCAGAGGCCACCGGUAACGUUUUAUUCUAAAGUCGACCGGGAAAGGGCAGUGAGAAGAGAGAAGAGUUAAAAGUCUCUAGGAGCAGACUGUCAGAAGUGUCCUCUCACCUCGGCAUGAUGGUCUAUGUGCCUGGACUGAGCUGGGUCCUCCUGAGCGCACUCCUGCACCCUGUGGCACCCCGGGGCGCAGAUCGACCGGAUAGACCAAGGCAGUGCGACGCACCAAAGUCGCAAAGUGACAUGAACUCCUUCCUGUGGACAGUGAGGCGUGAACCUCCUCACCCACCGUCCUACUUAUUCGGUACCAUCCACGUGCCCUACACCCGAGUCUGGGACUUCAUCCCUGACAGCUCCAAACGGGCUUUCCACAGAAGCUCAAACGUUUUCUUUGAGCUGGACCUGACCGACCCUUUGACCAUCUCCAAGCUGACCAGCUGCCAGCUGCUGCCACAUGGGGAGAACCUGCAGACCCUGCUCCCCCGUGACCUCUACCGCCGCCUCAAACGCCACCUGGACUACGUCAAGCACAUGAUGCCCUACUGGAUGACGGCUGACCAGCGUGGUCGCGGCUUGUAUGCCGACUACUUGUUCAACGCCAUCGCGGGGAACUGGGAGAGGAAGAGGCCCGUGUGGGUGAUGCUGAUGGUGAACUCGCUGACGGAGUGGGACGUCAGGUCGCGGGGGACACCGGUCCUGGACCUGUUUCUUGCUCAAGAGGCAGAGAGGAUGGGCAAGACAACAGGGGCAGUGGAGAGGGUGGAGGAGCAGUGUCAUCCCCUCAAUGGGCUCAACUUCUCCCAGGUGCUGUUUGCCUUGAACCAGACGCUGCUGCAACAUGAGGGUGUCCGAGCAGGCAGUCUUCAGGGCUCCUACACCACAGAGGACCUCAUUACUCACUACAACUGUGGUGACCUUAGCUCCAUCAUAUUCAACCACGACACCUCACAGCUCCCUCACUUCAUCAACAGCACUCUGCCAGCUCAUGACCGAACCACGGCCCAGCAGAUUGACAGCUACUUCCGCCAGGAGCUCAUCUACAAACGCAAUGAGCGAAUGGCGCGCCGAGUGUCUGCCCUGCUGCAGAGAAAUCCCACCCAGACCUACUUUUUUGCCUUUGGCGCAGGUCACUUCCUGGGGAACCACAGCGUGCUGGACAUUUUGAGACAGGAGGGCUACACGAUUGUGCACACACCGUCCGAUCAUCAGGAGCCAGUCACAGAGGGUCCACCAGAGGGACUUGAGCCCACAGCAGAGCCCAGUGAGCACAGUCAUGAGGUGGGCACGGUGUCUCCUGCCUCCUGGGUGACCAGUCCACCAGAGGGGGAGGUGGAGCUGGAAGAGCCGGACAGCCUCCCUGGCCUGGGGGAGGAGGAGCUGCCCCACAUGCUGCUGCCUGACAGCUUGAGCCAGCUCGAGGAGUUUGGGAGACACAAGCGGCCUCGGAAAGCCCACCGCAGUCACGGGAGACCCCGCCUCUUCAGUGACCUGUGGGUUCGCAUCGGGGACGGCACCACCCCACCACCCAGUGUGAGGAUAAUCAACGGCUACGUGACAGUGGAGCCUCCGCUGACCCGUGAAGAGCAGCGCAGACGGACAGAGCUCUCCCCCACGGUGCAGCAGCCCAGUUCAGCCUCCACCACCCAGCCAAGUCCCAGCUCAGCCCAGCCUUUAAUGCACAGCACACUUACGCUCUCCUGUAUUGUAGCCUGGCUGCUCUCACACAUGCUGUUCACCUCCUGACCACACGGGGGAGCUCUCAUAUGGACAAACACCCAGACACUACUGUCUCCAUACUAGGGAUGUAGGGUGUACCUGCAGAAGACACCCGUGGACUGACCUACAGUACAUGCAAAGAGAUGGAGGUGACCGAGAAAAGCUGGUGUUUCAGUCAGGACAACGUGCCUUGAGGCAGUCCCACAAGCAGCCUCCAGUACAGGGAGGGGUCAGCUCCAGCUUUCAGAAACGCCAAGUCUUAACCUGCCAAGUCUCAAAAUGUGUGAAAUAAGCUCUCAGCCAUGACCCAGGCAAUGAACGGACUGUUAAGACAAAGUAAUGUGCUAGACUCCAGAGGGAAGAGUCUUAAAACCUCAUGAAAGUAUUAUAGAAUAACAAAACCAUAGCACAAUUAAGGCCUGUAUUCAAGAGUGUAUGUGGUGGCACCUUCUGCCUGCGAAGAAUUGUAAUACUGUAUAUAAAAAAAUAAAAAUAAUAAUAUUGACAUUAAUGAUGAGAAUAGACAUACUAAUAACUAUAACAGAUAUAAUGCAUACAGUGAGACUGUGCUGCGUGGGAGGAG
Molecule: messenger RNA, 2450 nt
Organism: Myripristis murdjan (pinecone soldierfish)
Lineage: Eukaryota; Metazoa; Chordata; Actinopteri; Holocentriformes; Holocentridae
Gene: trabd2b
Product: TraB domain containing 2B
Exons: 7
Coding region: 269-1894 (541 amino acids)
Biological process (GO): negative regulation of Wnt signaling pathway
Cellular component (GO): plasma membrane; organelle membrane
Molecular function (GO): metalloendopeptidase activity; Wnt-protein binding
Source: RefSeq, a predicted model, not a curated record